Rhipicephalus sanguineus (brown dog tick) is the source of this 3885-nucleotide messenger RNA. Its product is annotated as rabankyrin-5. NCBI's taxonomy places the organism in Eukaryota, Metazoa, Arthropoda, Arachnida, Ixodida, Ixodidae. Bases 98 to 3523 code for a protein of 1141 amino acids. The record is from RefSeq and is a predicted model, not a curated record. The transcript is spliced from 23 exons. Gene Ontology annotation, molecular function: protein binding; metal ion binding.
GCAGCCAGAGCCAGCCAGUGCCUGACCGCUCCGACUCCGCGAUUCGCGAGCGCUGUUCUGGCGCUGCUCAAUCCUUCCCUGUCACCACGGGGCGGCGAUGGCGGAAGGAGAUGUGGUCAAACUCCAGCGCCAUUUGUCCCUCCUGCGUGAGGAGUAUGUUAAGCUGCAGGCACGCUACGCAGAUGUUGAGAGGAAAUACAAUGUGGCCGUGGCAGCAUCUGGCAAUGCGGGCUCGGACAGCUUUGUCUCUCGCCUGCUCAAAACUGUGGCAAGUCUGUUUGAUCAGGAGCUCUACAGUGACCUGACAGUUCAACUGAAUGGCAAGUCGGUACGAGCUCACAAGUUUGUCUUGUCUUGCCGAAGCCAAACAUGGGGAGUGGGAAACCUGGCCGAUGUUGACACACUGGACUUGACAGACAUCCAGCCAGAUGUGGGCUUGGUAUUGUUGCGCUGGGUUUACACAGACCAAAUGGAGUCUGGGCUGCAGGACGGCUUUCUGCUGGACUUGAUGAAGACUGCCAAGCGCUUCUCUCUGGACAGCCUUUUGAGCAGGUGUGAAGAAGCCCUCAUGUCAUCCGUGAAUGUCAAGAACUGUGUGAGAUACUACCAGCUGGCUGAUGAGAUAGGUGCUCAUAACUUGCAACAUCACUGUUCUGAACUCAUCUCUAAUCAUUGGAAUGACUUUGGAAGUGAAGAUUUUGCCCACAUGAGUGCACCGCUCCUGUACAGCAUGUUUAAGGCAAAAACACGCUACCCUUUGCACACAGCCAUCAGGACCCAUCGUGAAGACGUCGUUUUCCUGUACCUCAUAGAAUUCGAUUCACUGCUGCCUGGCAAGCUGAAUGAGCUGGAUGACACCGGACAGCUGCCCCUGGACUUGGCUCUAUCCUCUCGUCAGGAGGGCAUUGCCAGCACACUGCUCAACCAUCGAGCUGACGUGAAUGCCACAGAUUUCAAGGGUCACACUCUGCUGCACAAGGCUAUUGAAAGAGGGGACGAGUUCUCGGCCCUGUUCUUGGUUGAGCACAAUGCUUCGGUGGAGCUGGCUGUGCCUUUGAAGAAGGAGACUGCCUUGCACAUGGUUGCUGGAUUUGAAGGCAGCCGCGAGUCUGCCGAAGGCAUGGUUCGUGUGGCCGCCUGCCUUCUCAAGCAUGGUGCUGACGUCAAUGCCCAAGACAGCAACGGAAAUACCCCUGUCCAUCGGAGCAUAGAGGCCAAGAAUAUGGGUGUUUUCUGCCUGCUGCUUGAAAGUCAAGCUGUCAACCUGGAACUGAGAAACAAUGAACAACACACACCGCUUGGCUUUGCGCUUCACUUUGGUGAUGGCCCAUAUGGCUGGGAAAGCUUUGCUGGCCGGUUAGCAGAUCGUGGAGCGAGCCUUGAUGCUGUGAGCAAAAUAACAGGGGACUCCCAGCUACAUCUAGUAGCUCGUGCUGGCAAUGAAGAUGCUGGCAUCUUUCUUGCUGAACGGGGGGCACAAUGUAAUAUAAGCAAUAAUAAGGGAGAGACACCACUGCACGCUGCGUGCCAGGCAGGUUUAGCACGACUGGUGCAAACGCUCUUGGAGCACGGUGCUGACCCGAACAAGCAGACACUGGGCUCUGCAGCAGAUGAUGAUGACGCUCGCUACCUGGAAACACCAUUACACCGCGCUGUGCUCAACAAGCAUGUUGAGGCAGUUCGCAGUAUCCUCCGACAUAAAGAGCUGGCAGUGAAGACGCCCGGGGCGGGUCUGCUGAUAGCCAAUUUGAACUUGAAGAACUCCAAGGAUGAAACUGCGCUGAGCCUGUCCCUCGAGCUGGGCCUGCACGACAUGGCUCGUGAGUUGCUUGCUGCGGGUGCCAGCUUGGAUGUGGUGGAUGCCGAAGGCCUCUCUCUGCUGCAUCGUGCCAUUUUGCACCAGGACACUGCGGGAGCCAUAUUUCUCUUGGACCAGGGCGCUGACCUCAACCUGCGCACUCAGGAUGGGGAGAGCCCACUUCAGCUUGCCAUCAAGCGCCACCUGCCGGCAGUGGUCAAGGCUUUGUGUGAGCGAGGUGCUGAUAUGUCGAUAACGGAUGAAGCCAGUAGCUGCAAGAGUGCCCUCUGGCUGGCCUUAGAAGGUGGUCAGGAAGAUGUUGCCUCUGUCCUAGUCCAGUAUGGCUGCGAUACCGACUGCUGGUCAGAGGGCCCUGGGGGUUGCUACCAAACAUUGCUGCACAGGGCCAUUGAUGAAAAUAAUGACUCCGUGGCCUGCUUCCUGGUUAGGAGUGGGUGUGACCUCAAUAGUCCUAGAAGGCCUGGGCCUCAUGGUGAAGGUGACGAAGAAGCAUUUGAUGGGCAAACACCACUCCAUCUCUCUUGCGCAUGGAGCCUGGAGCCAGUGGUUCAAACACUGAUUGAGCACAAUGCGAACGUAAAUGCUCAGGACUCUGAAGGUAGAACACCGCUGCAUGUUGCCAUCAGCAACCAAAACUCGGUGAUCAUCUCGUUGCUUCUCGGCCACCCUGCCAUUAAUCUAAGUUUGCGAGACAAGCAAGGAUUGACACCAUUUGCAAUGGCCAUGACCACACGUAACAACAAGGCUGCAGAGACCAUUAUUGCCCGAGAACCAACUGCACCUGAACAAUAUGAUAAUCGAGGCCGUAAUUUCCUCCACGUUGCCAUUCAAAAGAGUGACAUUGAAAGUGUGCUGUUUCUUCUGAGCAUACACGUCAACAUCCACUCAAGGACGCAAGAUGCCUCACAGCUCACUCCACUUCACCUGGCCGUGGAAGCAGGGUCCGAAAUGAUUGUGCGCAACCUGAUCCUGGCUGGUGCCAAUGUCAAUGACCUGACCUUGCAAAAGCAGACUGCUUUGCACCUGGCCGCAGCCAAAGAUCACAGUGCAAUAUGCAACGUGCUGAUAGAAAAUAAUAUUAAUUACGAUUUGGCUGACAGCGGUAUCAAUAAUGCUCUCCAUGUUGCUUGCCUGAAAGGCCACUUGGCAACAUGCAGGGUGCUGCUCACGGAGAGUCGAAUAAAUGCCGAAGCAGUGAACAUGAGAGGCCAAAACCCGCUGCAUGUGCUCUGUCAGCACGGCAAAGAGAAUGCAGCAGCCAUUUUUGAGCUUUUCUUGGAAUGCAUGCCACAGUACCCCAUCAACAAACCUGACAUUGAAGGAAACUCUCCUCUGCUGCUGGCAUACAUGCAAGGCAAUGGCAAUCUGUGCCGGUCGCUCGUACGGGCUGGCGCAUGUUUGGGUGCUUGCAACCAGGCAGGGGUCAACAUCUUCAACUACCAGGUGGCCACCAAGCAGCUUCUAGUACGGCUUCUAGAUUUCCUGCCAAAGGAACCUCCGUGGUCUGAUGGGGACAUCUGCCUGGAGUGUGGCAACAAGUUUGGCAUUAAAACAAGGAAACACCACUGUCGCCACUGCGGGCGAAUUCUGUGUGCCAAGUGUUCCGAGAAAGACAUUCCAAUUCUCAAGUUCAACCUCAACAAACCGGUGCGGGUAUGCGGGGUGUGCUUCGACGUGCUGACGUUAGGUGCAUCAGCCACCUGACAGCCGGCGAGAGAAACCGUUCGUCAGGCUGCCACAACGUUCAGGCUUAGAAGGUGGUUCCGGUAGAGAAAAAAAAAAAAAUGUACGUCCCACCGCUGCUCAGUUCAACAGAAGUCACAUUCUAUUUUCUUGUCCUGGAAUAGAGGGCGUGUUACUACGCUAAACCAUUUGUACAAAGACGUAUGCAUAUAUGCCUCUCUCUUCUCUAAAGGGAAUACAACUCCCGCUUUUCUGUAACCCACUAUUUAUACAACUAUGGUUUAGCCCCUUCCAGAUAGCCUCGUAGGAAGGGGAAGACGAUCACAAGCGUCUCCCGGUUGUACAUGGGACAACAGAAAUAAAAACCAAUGUUUUUGCAUCAA